AUGACCCUUUCAUUCAGCCAAGUCCCCUCCGGAGCAAAGAUCCCUCCCACUCCGUUUCAGAUCCACGUCCCAGACGAGGAUCUCGAAGAGCUGCAGCUUCUAAUCAAACUCUCCAAGAUCGCCCCUCCCACGUUCGAAAGUCAGCAGGAGGACCGGAAGUACGGUGUCACGACCGAAUGGCUGACCCAGGCUCGAGAGGCAUGGAAGUCUUUUGAUUGGAGAGCCGUGGAAGACCACAUCAACGGCUUCCCUCAUUUCAAAUACUCCGUGGACGAAUUGGACGUCCACCUGGUGGCUCUGUUCUCUGAGAGGCCAGACGCUAUCCCAGUUCUUCUGCUUCAUGGAUGGCCAGGGAAGUUUCCUCCGUCUUCCAUCCAUACCAGACUUACCUACUACCUACGAAUACUAACCAAAACUCAACCAACAGGCAACUUCACCGAGUUCCUCCCCCUGCUCUCCCUCGUCAAGGAGCGGUAUACCCCCGCCACCCUCCCCUAUCAUUUCAUCGUGCCCUCGCUGCCCGGAUACACGUUCUCCUCGGGCCCCCCAACAGACAGGAACUUCGGGACCGAAGACAUUGCCAAGGUGAUCAACCAGGUCAUGGUCAACUUGGGUUUUGAAUCCUACGUCGCACAGGCGGGUGAUAUCGGGUCGAAGGUUGCGCGCAUCUUGGCGGUCGAUUAUGAGGCUUGUAGGGUGAAUGGCUGUUUUGUCCAGAAACCCGCCUCCGUCGCCGACUCCGAGCUUUCGGACUCCGAGACCCAGAAUCUGCAGCGCGCGCAGUGGUUCGCGCUCUGGGGAUCGGGCUAUUUUGUGGAGCAAGGAACCCGUACUAGUACUAUUGGUAAUGCUAUUGCGACGAACCCGGUGGCGUUGUUGGCUUGGAUCGGCGAGAAAUUCCUCGACUGGGUCGAUGAUCGGGAUCCGCUUCCCCUCGAGACGAUUCUCAAAUCGGUGACACUGUACUGGCUGACAGGAACAUUGCCACGGUCGAUUUAUACAUAUCGAGAGGCCUUCCCACCCCCACCUGUCCUCCACGCCAUGGACCCAAGAUGGUAUAUCCAGAAACCAUUCGGAUACUCAUACUUCCCUAAGGAGUUGAUCCCUGCACCGAAAGCGUGGGUCGCUACGACAGGGAACUUGGUGUUUUGUAAUUAUCACGAGAAGGGAGGACACUUUGCGGCACUUGAGCGGCCUAAGGAGCUGCUUGAUGACGUUUUGGCGUUUGUGGAGCAGGUUAGAGGGGAUGUUGUUCGGACAAGGGUCUGA
Molecule: messenger RNA, 1269 nt
Organism: Aspergillus affinis
Lineage: Eukaryota; Fungi; Ascomycota; Eurotiomycetes; Eurotiales; Aspergillaceae
Product: epoxide hydrolase
Exons: 7
Coding region: 1-1269 (422 amino acids)
Biological process (GO): epoxide metabolic process
Molecular function (GO): epoxide hydrolase activity
Source: RefSeq, a predicted model, not a curated record